Rhipicephalus sanguineus (brown dog tick) is the source of this 1173-nucleotide messenger RNA. RefSeq lists its product as uncharacterized. The coding region runs from base 1 to 1173 and encodes 390 amino acids. The transcript has 8 exons. The record is from RefSeq and is a predicted model, not a curated record. Lineage: Eukaryota; Metazoa; Arthropoda; Arachnida; Ixodida; Ixodidae.
AUGCUCAUCCUCAAGCAGCGGCAGAUGAGUGCCCGUGAACACUGGGUGCGGCCUGUUUGGGUAAAUCGCGCCCGAGAAAGCGAGUUCUUCACGGCGGUGGAGAAAAUGAAAAACGGAGACGCGACGCUUUUCCAGAAGUACUACCGUAUGACACCACACACAUUCGACAAACUACACAGCAUGGUGAAGUUUGGACUCACGAGAGAGUGGCUGUGCAGAGAACCGAUAACCUCCGGUGAACGGCUCGCGAUUUGUCUGCGGUACCUGGCCUCAGGAAUGGCCAUACUCGAUGUGGCCAUGGCCUUCCGAGUAGGCAUAGAGACUGCCAGAGUAGCAAUUCACUGCACGUGCCGCGUGUUGUGGGAUGUGCUUUCUCCCUUGUACAUGAAGCCGCCAACCGGAGCUGAGUGGCACGAGAUAGCUUCAGGUUUCUGGCAACGCUGGCAAUUCCCCAACUGCCUGGGGGCAGUCGAUGGAAGACAUGUUCAAAUCAAGUGCCCGAGGAAAUCGGGAAGCUUGUACUUCAACUACAAGGAGCACGGAACAAUUUGGCCCCAGCUGCCAGAAGUUCAGCGUUUCCUCAGAUGGGACGAAACCCUAAAAAGGGAAAAUCCUUUUCGAUUGUCCUCAUGGCUGUUUACGGACAGCCAAUACCUGUUCAGGCUCAUAGACGUCGGCGCCCCUGGAAGAUUCAGCGAUGGUGGUGUGUUCAAGGACUCUCCCAUUGGAAAGCGACUGGAGCAGGGAAAGCUCGGCUUGCCCAGGGCUGCGUCGCUGCCAGAUUCAUCCAAAAGUUGCCCUCAUGUGUUCGUUGGAGACGAGGCAUUUCAACUUCGGCCUGACUUCAUGAAACCUUUGUCAGGCAGCCGGACCGACCAAAAGGACAUCAUUUUCAACUAUCGUCUCAGCCGUGCAAGACGGUGCAUCGAAAAUGCGUUUGGCAUUCUCACAGCGAGGUGGCGGAUCUAUCACAGGGUGAUCGACCUUAAACCUGAAAAUGUUGACUAUGUCAUCAAGGCGACUUGUGUGCUGCAUAACUUCUUGUGCCUGGAGUGUGGCGGUGGAGAGUACUACUGCCCAGUGGGUUAUGCCGACUCUGAGGACACUUUUGGGAAUCUUCGUGGGGGUGCAUGGAGGGAAGACAUUGGAGCUCAACGAAUAUACCCGAACUGA